CAAAAGCAAAAGGAAUGAAGAAAAACACAUUCUUUUAAGAUCAUUAGAAGAUAAAUGUUCUCCAAGGGGUCAUUUUGGUGUCUGACACUUUAACAUUUUGGUAUCAAUUUCUUACAUCAUGAUUUUCAGUUUUAGUUCUAUAUUCUGUUUUGGACAACAUAAUCUCUUGUCCUUCAAUUUUGUCAGGGUUAGCAGGAUGACUGGAAACAUUUGUCUCAGGAUAGAUAAAAAGGGAAGUAUUACAUUCCUCUAGACAGACACGUGGAAAAAUGCCAGUAUUCAGUUGGGCAUAAAAUAAAAUAUGCUGUUAGAUCACGUCUGAGUCAGAUGAGGAACAAAAGACCAAGACCUGUUUGAAAGUGUUGUACCAUUACCUUUAUUCUACCACAUUUCUCUGCAGUUUUCCUCAUCUACUGAACAUUGUCUACUGAAUUAGAAGUUCACUUGUUUAUUGAGCAAACACAAUUCCUACAACUUAGAUAUGAUAUCAUAAAUGUGAAGAGGUUAGUGACUCAUUAAUAAGAGGCAUAUUCAGAUCAUGACUCAAGAGUAAAUAAACUUUGUGUAUAAUGUACCAGUGAAAAUAAUGUGCCUUAUUAAUCUCGCAAGUACAUCACAUAAACCAAACAUCAAGUGGUAGAACUGGAUGGCAUAUACUGUACAAACAAACACAGGUGUUUCACUGGUUUCCCCCUUUCUCUAAUCAAACAUGUUUUCAAUAUUGGUUUAAUUUUAAAGGGGUCCUCAAUUUCACUUUCCACCUUGUUAGUCUGUUGUAAUAUCACUUUAACCAACAAAAGCCAGGUCCAAAAUUGCAUCAUCUUCCAGGAAGUGACGGGAGUCCAGUUUGUCGAAGUAAAUGGCUUCCUUUUUCAUUCCUUCUGACACAAGCUGUUCAUUUAGCCAAGCAACCAUACUGAGUUAAGUUUUUUCCUUACAUGAGUUCAUCUUAAAUGCAAAAUUUUAAGUAGUACACCAUCUGCUAUUAAACAUGUUUAAUGAUUUUGUUUAGUAAGUUCUAAAGGAAACCAUAAAUCUGCAGCUUGGCUUACACAAUAUUCCUCCACGUGUAACCAAAUAUACAACAAUGUCCAAAAGUAUGACACAACUUUAAAAAUCUGGGAUUGUUUUUUUUUUAAUUUUUUUAUUAUUUUUUUACUUGGAAAUAAACUUAAAGUUUGGGGAUGAUGAAAAAAAAAAUGAAGAAAUAAGAUGAAAUAUUUAAUAUUCUGCACUAUUGUUUUUAUCACUAUUCAAAUGUACGCAAAUUUGUGACACUGAUCAUGUUAAUGUCAGAUUUCCUUGCCUCUAUUGAAGCACACAAGAUGCUCUUUGGAACAUUUCAAAUCAAGCCAAAUAAAACUCUUUUAUGUAGACCUAAUAAUAUUUUAUUACUAAACUGCAACCAUUUCAAUUGAUAUGCUUAUACUGUGAGCUAAAUAUGACAACGUACCUUUAUUUUUGUUGUUGAAAUCUCUCACAAAACACUCACACAUGCUGCCCGCCUCUGUUCCGAAGCCACGCCUUUUUUAUUUCUUGUCGCCUUUUGAUUGGCUAAACGUCCGGCAACCGAUGUACCUCGACUGUUAAUCGAAAAAACCUUUUGCAAAAUAUGCUGUAGCUUUUCCGUGGAAGCAUGCUUUCUGUUCUCCGGUAAAAAUAAAACAAAAAAUAAAACAUUUCACCCGCUUCCAAACCAUUUGGUUUAUACUUUUGCAUGUUUCAGUUGUCAUGGAUUGGUGGGGACGGAUAGGAAUUUCAGAGCGUGAGCUAUGAUUAAGCUGGGUCAAGCCACAGCUGGAAGUCCAUGAUGAGCAAUAAGCAGAUACGGAGCUUCAUCGACCCUCUAGUUCAAAGAAAGAUGGAAGGAACCAUGGGGACAGUAGUCAGUGCAGGACACCCCAAAGCAGACAGCCUACCCCACUAUUCCCACAACGAAGCUCUACCAAUCAGCAGGACCUACUUCUCUUACUCUCUCAGUGGACAAGAUGCCCUUGACUUUCCCUCUUCAUGGGGCCCUUCUAAGACCUGCGUAAGAAAUAGAUUGAGCCCAGGGAUUCACUCAUCUGCCAUUUACAGGCCUGAAAAUAUGUCUUUUCCUGUGGAUGGUGGCCACUCUGCUGUACCGCAAGAGUUAGCAACAAAGCAAAGGUUGGCCUAUUAUGCCAGUAGUCCUAGACAACACAGCCCCAGAGCUGCUGGAGUCAUCUCUCCAGUGGCUGUUCCCAAGGGUCACAUUGGAGGGUCAGGCAUAUCCUCUACAGCUACAGAAAACUGUGUUGGGUUGGCUAUUCCAAGACCCGUGUAUGGUCAUAGCCCCUGCUGCGCUGAGCGUGGAUGUACUGCAAGCCAUAACUAUGUCAUGGAACAUGGGCCACAAAGGAUGUCUCCUCGCAUGUAUGAAGAUGAAUGGGCUGCACAUUUCAGUCAUCUGGCUUACCUGCAUAAACAGGGCCAAGAGGCUUUGGCACAGCAGAGGGUGUUGCAUUUGGAACAUGGUGUGGAGGGAGUACCUUUAAAGGAUGGAAACACAGAGGGUUACCAAGGGAUCAGAUCAGAUGGGCCCAGGAGGUCACUUCCUGUAAUGGAACCACAUCAUAGAAGCUAUACCUAUAACACUACAUAUCCAUUCAUUCGUUCCACAUCAGAGUACAGCCAGCAUACCCCAAUUCCCUCACAAAUAUACAAGGGUCUCCCCCCUGCCUAUGACCCGGGGACAUUAACACACCGUGGUGUUCCUUUCAAGGUAUAUCAGGAUCGUUCUCGCGUUUCUAAAUACACACAGAUGCCUCCAUGUCCCAUCGUCUAUUACCCUCAGAAUGGCACUGAGGCUUACCGAGCUGAUACCGAUUUUAUUACAGACAAGCAGGCUCAGCAUGGUCACAUGGGUGAGAUUCAUUCUCCACAGCCUGAUUUGAACAAUAUGUCAAAUUCCUGCUCUGCUGUCCCCCCAUGUCAUCCACUGAUCACGAACUUUCCCACUUAUCCAUAUGGAGUGCAUUUAAAUAGUAACCCAGCAUCCCUGCAUGAGAGGCCACAUCCACCUUUCCCCAUGCAUCAGUCAGAGCGACCUCUUGAUUUCUCUAUACGAAGGAUGCAGACACCUGACUCCCCUCGGGAGCUUUGUAGACAGUCUGGAACUUCUGGGGCUUUCCAACCCACACUGGCCCACUACAGAUAUCUCAAUAACACUGCUGCUGAGAGGCCUAGCCGUGAGCUCUCAGAGAUGGCUGGAACUGGCUCACUUGUAGAUGGUGGCAAAGAAUUUGGCAACAUUCCCAAGUCUCAUGGGCAUUGUGUAGCAGAUUCACCCAACAGUGAUUCAUUAUCUAAAAGACACCGAGGGGAAUGUGGAAUCAGUAGUGAAAUUGACAUACCUAGGAAAAAACAAAAUACUGAUACAACCCAUGAGCAGCCAGAUGAGCCUCAGUCACCAUCCUUCCCACCAAUGCCAGUUAUUAAUAAAGUUUUUAGCUUGGCUCCGUAUAAAAUCUAUUUUGAAGCUACAGGCAUGUUGUCUCCACCAGGUGACUCAAAAAGUCCAAAGCCACAGCCUGAAGAUACACAGCUUAAACAAGAGCCAGAAAUUCAAAACAGUGAUGUAGAACCAAAUUCAGGUGAAAAUAAGCUCAGCUUGAAACAAGAAGCUCAAACGUCACCAGCUAACAGUAAUGGUCCAGUUGAAAUUCCAGAGACUGUGACGAUCAAAAAAGAAAAACUGGAUCCAGAUGAAUCUGAAAUGAAAGUGAGCAUCACUGAGGAGGUGAAUCAUCAGGGUCAUCAUUCUGUGGUCAAAGAAGAGCAAGGGAAGUUGAACUCAAGUAUGUCUGGCUCUGUGCCUUGUCAUAUUGUGAUAAAGAGUAACUCUGAAGAAGAAAGCUAUCCACCCUUAGUUAAAAAGCCAGAAUCUCCAGCCCCAUGCAAGACAGAUCAAGUUGUGAAGGAGAAUGUGGAAUCUGUUCCAGUUCAUUUGCUGCCCUCAAAACCUCCAUUGGCACCUUCGUUUACCAAAUUCUCUCUCAGUAAAAUCUCCCCUCAUUGCCUAAAAUUGUCCAAUUGUAAGAUAGUCAUCCCUGAGGUCCUGAAAGCUCCAGAAACCCAAUCUGUCAAGAUUCCUCAGUCUCCUGUGGAGGCAAAGCCUAUCAUAAGUAGCAGCAAACAUGCCCAUCAUCAGUUUAUGGAGCUUCACCAGUCCCUCUGUAGACUCUUAUACCGCUGUGUUACUCAUACUCCAUGUCAAGAGCUUAAGGACUGGUUAUCCAAACAGGACCUUAGAGAAUCAGUCUCUCAUCCAAGCAAAACUCAGAGAAUCUCUGGCCUCCAAGGGUCCAAAAUGAGGGAGAUAUGGCUGAAAGGUGAAGAUGUGGUGAUGGCUCUUCAAAAGGUUGUCAGCCAGCUACAGAAGUACAUUGAAAGCCGCGAAUGUCCCUUUCCCCAUGUCAUGAGGGCAGGCGCGGUGUUCAUUCCCAUGUUGGUGGUGAAAGAGGUGCUGUUUCCUCAGGUUCAGGGCACAUUCAUAGACCAGGUCCUCCAGGAGCAUCGGGUGGAACUACGGCCCACCACUCUCUCAGAGGAGAGGCAACUGACUCAACUCCACCGGAAGGCAUUUUCUUCUAAACUCAGGAGGCUUCUGUCCCUUAAACAUCUUCCAGAUAUCUACCCUGAUGUUGUCAACCUUCUCUACCAUGCCAGUGUCUGCAAGUUCCUUGAUUCCACUGCUACAGAUGGUGUCCAUAUAUUGCCCAGAGGCAGAAACCAGCUUAACGUUCAAGAGAGUGAGCACGGAGAGCUCAGAUGACUCUAGCAGUUGUAUAAAUGGCUCUGAAGGAUCUUCAGGACCACUUACACCAGAAACCACUACACAUGUGGAGAAGCUUGAAAAGAGAUAUUGCCCGAAGAAAAAGAAAGGCAGGGUAAAGAUUUCCUCUAAGAGGACAUUUUUA
This is a messenger RNA of Myxocyprinus asiaticus (Chinese sucker), 4943 nucleotides long. RefSeq lists its product as uncharacterized. The transcript has 4 exons. The record is from RefSeq and is a predicted model, not a curated record. The coding region runs from base 1808 to 4798 and encodes 996 amino acids. Lineage: Eukaryota; Metazoa; Chordata; Actinopteri; Cypriniformes; Catostomidae.